AUGGCUACUGCAAAGGCUCUACUCUUUCUCUUAUCAUCCCUUCUUUUGGUUACCAUUCAUCAGGUUUCUUCCUCACAAGUGAUCAAGCCACAGGUGCCCACUUAUGGAGGAGCUCCACAAAUGGCUCCUAUUUAUCCUCCAUCUAUCCCUGUCGACCCUGCAGUCAUCCCCAGAAGGUGUGCCGCAAUGUGCGUGGCCUAUUGCGACAUAAAGAUGCCCGGAAUGAAGAGGGAUUGCCAGAGGGUUUGCUCCGCUUGCUGCGCCAAGUGCAACUGUAUUCCACUCCCUGGCGCAAAGCCCUGCAACGGGACAUGGGAUAAAGUUAUUUACCAUAAGAUUGAGGUUGCAUGCCCUUAA
Messenger RNA from Impatiens glandulifera, 357 nucleotides. Its product is annotated as snakin-2-like. The transcript has 3 exons. The record is from RefSeq and is a predicted model, not a curated record. Bases 1 to 357 code for a protein of 118 amino acids. Lineage: Eukaryota; Viridiplantae; Streptophyta; Magnoliopsida; Ericales; Balsaminaceae.